Molecule: messenger RNA, 2396 nt
Organism: Gastrolobium bilobum
Lineage: Eukaryota; Viridiplantae; Streptophyta; Magnoliopsida; Fabales; Fabaceae
Product: subtilisin-like protease SBT1.3
Exons: 1
Coding region: 1-2331 (776 amino acids)
Biological process (GO): proteolysis
Molecular function (GO): serine-type endopeptidase activity
Source: RefSeq, a predicted model, not a curated record
AUGGCCAAGAUUCCAUUUGAAAAUAUGGGUUGCAUUCUAACAAUCUAUCUUCUUUUCGGCAUAAUGUUCUCAACAAAUGCUCAAUUUGUUGAGAAGACUUAUCUCAUUCAAAUGGAUAAGUCAGCAAUGCCAAAAACCUUCUCCAAUCACCUUGAAUGGUAUUCUUCAAAAGUGAAAUCAGCACUGUCCACAUCUCUAGAAGCUGAUAUGGACAAUGAAGAAAGAAUAAUUUACACUUACCAGAAUGCUUUUCAUGGAGUUGCAGCCAAAUUGAGUGGAGAAGAAGUUGAGAAGCUAGAGGCUGAAGAAGGUGUUGUGGCCAUAUUCCCUGAUACAAAGUAUGAGCUACACACAACAAGAAGUCCCAAGUUCCUUGGGCUUGAAACAGCACAAAGCACUAACAUCUGGUCAGAAAAACUAGCUGACUAUGAUGUUAUAGUGGGAGUGUUAGACACUGGAAUUUGGCCAGAGAGUGAAAGCUUCAAUGAUACUGGCAUGAAACCAGUACCUGCUCACUGGAAAGGUGCCUGUGAGAUAGGACCAGGCUUCAGAAAACAUCACUGCAAUAAAAAGAUUGUGGGGGCAAGAGUGUUCUACCAUGGAUAUGAAGCAGCAACUGGUAAAAUUAAUGAGCAAAAAGAGUAUAAAUCACCAAGAGAUCAAGUUGGUCAUGGCACUCACACUGCAGCUACAGUUGCUGGCUCUCCUGUGCUUGGGGCUAACCUUCUAGGCUAUGCUUAUGGCACAGCAAGAGGAAUGGCACCAAGAGCAAGAGUUGCAGCUUACAAAGUCUGUUGGAUUGGUGGGUGCUUCAGCUCAGAUAUUCUGUCAGCUAUUGAUAAAGCUGUAGCUGAUGGAGUGAAUGUUUUAUCCAUCUCUUUAGGUGGUGGAGUCUCCUCUUAUUACCAUGAUAGUUUAUCUGUAGCUGCAUUUGGAGCAAUGGAGAGGGGUGUUUUUGUUUCAUGUUCUGCUGGAAAUGCUGGACCUGACCCUGUUAGCAUCACCAAUGUGUCACCUUGGAUCACAACAGUGGGAGCCAGCACAAUGGAUAGAGAUUUUCCUGCAGAUGUUAAGCUUGGGAAUGGACAAAAUGUUACUGGAGUUUCACUCUAUAAAGGGCAAGGUAUGCCAUCAAUUAAGAAACAAUACCCUUUGGUAUACUUGGGCAGUAACUCAAGCAGCCUUGAUCCAAGAUCUCUGUGCUUGGAAGGGACUUUGAAUCCUCAAGUGGUUUCAGGAAAGAUUGUAAUUUGUGACAGAGGCCUUAGUCCUAGAGUGCAAAAGGGUCAUGCGGUGAAAAGUGCAGGAGGGGUGGGAAUGAUUCUUACAAAUACUGCAGCUAAUGGAGAAGAGUUGGUUGCAGAUUGUCACCUUCUUCCAGCAGUUGCAAUAGGAGAGAAAGAAGGGAAGGAGCUCAAACAUUUUGUCUUAACAAAUAAAAAUGCCACUGCAACUCUAGAUUUUCUUGGAACAAGGUUGGGGAUUAGACCAUCUCCUGUUGUAGCAGCAUUUUCAUCAAGAGGGCCUAAUUUUCUCACCCUUGAAAUUCUGAAGCCUGAUUUAGUAGCUCCUGGGGUGAACAUUCUUGCUGCGUGGAGUGAAGUCAUUGGUCCAUCAAGUUUGCCAACAGACCAAAGGAGAGUGAAGUUCAAUAUACUCUCUGGAACUUCAAUGUCAUGCCCACAUGUGAGUGGGAUAGCAGCAUUGCUCAAGGCUAAGCACCCAGAAUGGAGUCCAGCAGCUAUAAAAUCUGCCUUGAUGACAACAGCUCAUGUUUAUGACAACACCAUGAACCCUCUAAGAGAUGCCUCAACUGCUGAACCUUCAAGUCCUUAUGAUCAUGGUGCUGGACACAUUAACCCCAUUAGUGCUCUUGACCCAGGUUUAGUCUAUGACAUUGAGCCACAGGAUUACUUUGAAUUCUUAUGCACACAGAAGCUAACUCCAACUCAGCUUGGAGUUUUUGCCAAAUACUCAAACAGAUCUUGUAAACACUCUCUUGCCAAUCCAGGGGACUUGAACUACCCAGCAAUAUCAUUAGUGUUUCCUGAGAAAACUUCCAUUUCAGUUUUAACAGUUCAUAGAACUGUCACCAAUGUUGGCCCUCCUGUUUCUAAAUACCAUGUUGUGGUGUCACCAUUCAAAGGUGCUUCUGUUAAAGUUGAGCCAGAAACCUUGAAUUAUACCAGAAAAAACCAGAAGCUAUCUUACAAGGUUACCUUCACAACAAAGUCUCGGCAAAAAACACCUGAAUUUGGAGCUCUGGUAUGGAAGGAUGGUGUGCACAGUGCGAGAAGCCCCAUUGUGAUAACAUGGCUGCAACCAAUAUGAAUUUCACCGGGUCUACUUACAAGUUCAGUAGUAUGUCUUUAUUGCAAUAGACAAAUCUUCUGUAC